Messenger RNA from Styela clava, 889 nucleotides. RefSeq lists its product as uncharacterized. Lineage: Eukaryota; Metazoa; Chordata; Ascidiacea; Stolidobranchia; Styelidae. Gene Ontology annotation, cellular component: plasma membrane. The record is from RefSeq and is a predicted model, not a curated record.
AUAAAUCUACUUUCUUGUACAUUUUAGUAAUUAUUCGACUACUUAGCAAUACAUUACACAGAAGUAUGUCAGCCGCAGAAAAGCCGUCUUUUGCUUAUAAAUGGGCCUUAGCAUGCUCACUAUUAGCUUUGGUAUUUUCUAUCAUAGCGAUUGCCACGCCUGAAUGGACUGUGGAUGGAAAUAAAACCAUUGGGCUGUGGGUGAUAUCAGAUAAUGGCGAACAAUAUACCUGGACGAAUCAAGGAGAGUAUUUCGAACCUUUCUUUUAUACGGACUUCAUGCAAGCGUGCCGUGGAUUGAUGAUGAGCGGAGUCAUGGUGGCAGGACUAGGCUGUCUUUAUCACAUCUUCGUGUUAUUCAAAAAUAAGAUCAAUAUGACAUCGGGCAAUAUUCUGCUGACGUAUUAUUUGCUGGCUUCUUUUCUUCUCCUGAUCACUGCUGCCGUUUAUAGCUCAAUGAUCCCCCAGCCCGUGUGUAUCGAUGGUUCUACAACAUGUACGGAACUGAAUGAGAUAGAAAAGUAUAUGUACAGAGGAGGUUAUGGAUACUCGUUGUGGUUCUGUUGGAUCAGUGGAGGUCUGUUCAUGCUACCAGCGGCAUUGACUUACGAAGGAGGAAAGCAACGUAGAAAAGAAAAAAUGCGUGAUGAGGCUAGGCAGCAACAUAGCACGGAGGCGAUGUAACGAGCCAACAAAGCGGGACGCUGUACACGUUUAUACAUGCAAUACAUUUCUGAUUUAGUUCAAAAAUAAUUUCUUAAUUUUGGUUUAUAUUAUUGUUGCUGGCUAUGUUCUUAUAUAUACGAGUGCGACAUAGCUCCCUCGUUGAUUUGUUACUGACACAUUAAAUGUUAAUUUUGCUUUAUAAUACAAUGAUAAAAUUUAUAUAA